CAGAAGUUAAAAUGAGGUCUUUUGGCGAGCAGUUGGUGUGCUUAGAAUGGCCCGGGAGGAUUCGGUGAAAUGUCUGCGCUGUCUGCUCUACGCGCUCAACUUUCUCUUCUGGCUUAUGGCCUUGUGUGUGCUGGGAGUGUCCGCCUGCCUCAGGGAUCACCUGAACAAUGUGCUCACCUUAACCGCAGACACCAGACUGGAGGAGGCAGCCGUUCUCACAUACUCCCCCGUCGUCCAUCCUGUCGUCAUCGCCGUGUGCUGUUUUCUCAUCAUCGUGGCCAUGGUGGGCUACUGCGGCACGCUCAAGUGCAGUCUGCUCCUACUGUCCUGGUAUUUUGGCAGUCUGAUGGUGAUAUUCUGCGUGGAGCUGGCCAGUGGAGUGUGGACGUAUGACGAGCCUAUGGUACAGAGGUCUGAUAUGAUAAGUCUAAAGUCACGCAUGCCUCAUUUUGGCCUGCAGCGCUACCAGUGGCUCACGCAUGCCUGGAACUCUUUACAGACUGAGUUAAAGUGUUGUGGAGUGAUCUACUUCACUGACUGGCUGGAAAUGACAGAGAUGGAGUGGCCACCUGACUCCUGCUGCUCCAAUCAAUAUCCAGGGUGCGCCCGCAAUGCCCACUACCAUGACCUCAGUGACCUUUACCAGGAGGGUUGUGGUCCCAAGAUCUACAGUUUUAUCCGGGGCACCAAGCAGUUGCAGGUGUUGAGGUUCUUGGGUGUGUCGAUCGGAGUGGCCCAGAUCUUAGCCAUGACGUUGACUGUGACACUACUAUGGGCUCUGUAUUACGACCACAAACCACCUGACCCAGCGUCCCCGGAUUCUUUAAUCCACACGCACAGCCCCGCAGAAGACCCCCUGAAGCCCAGCCACUCACACCCACGAGCGCCUGAGGCCUGGGCCAAUGCGCCCGCUAACGGACACACCCAGUUUGAGAUGGAGCAGCUUUCCUAGCAUAGACUUGAUGGUGACCCAUCAGCUGCUUCGACACUGUGGAGACACUAAAGAUGAUGUUCCUGCCCUCUACUGACACUAAACGGAUCGGACAGCAGUGAACUGGACCAGAAAAUGGACCUUAUGUGGGAGCCUGGAUGACAACAUUUAGAUGGUGUGAGUGGUUUUAUAGAUAACUUAAUAUACUGUGGAUAAAAAGCGGCUUUUGUGGUCAUUACAUGGAAAGAAGAAGAGGAUUUACUGGGUUCUUCCAAAAUAAAGCCAUUGCCUCGGUCUCUACAGACUUGAAUUCUCCAGAGGGAGGUUUCUGGAAUGAACCGUUUUCGCAUAAAUCUUCCUUCCUCUCAAUGGAACGGGCCAUCACCACUUACACUGACCUAGUCGCAAACCACUAAAUCGAGUGCACACUUUACGAUUUUAGCCACUAUUUAGACAAGAAUCAGGAAUCGUAAGUGAUUUUUCAAGAGAAUCUGCAAUCUUGUUAGUCAAAAUGUAGCAUUCUUUUCACAUUCACAAUUUACCUCAAGUUUGUUCAGAAAAAUUCACAAAUUCCUUCUUUCAUUCAAGCUAUGACAUUCAGACACCAACUUUAUUUUUCUUUACAAGCGCAAAGGUUUGUGUGUUGUACUAUUUAACAUUGGUAUUUGAGCAUUCAAAUUUAUUUAAAGGAAAAGACAAAACAAAAACUGCCUGCCUUGGCUUUUACACAAU
Molecule: messenger RNA, 1663 nt
Organism: Rhinichthys klamathensis goyatoka
Lineage: Eukaryota; Metazoa; Chordata; Actinopteri; Cypriniformes; Leuciscidae
Gene: tspan12
Product: tetraspanin 12
Exons: 7
Coding region: 47-952 (301 amino acids)
Cellular component (GO): membrane
Source: RefSeq, a predicted model, not a curated record